UUAUGUAUUAUAAGAUGAUGUAUACAAAUCUUUCCUAAAAAAUAGAUGAUGCAGAAAUCUACGGUACAUAAAAAAUGAAAUAAAAAACCGGCUCGUUCAAACUCGGGAGCGUACCGCCCCCGCGCCGCACAUGCAACACCAGCACGCCUGCAGCGGCGGUUAUCGCCUUGCAGUUCCAUCUCCAACAAAUAGAAACGCAAACUUCCUACUUCCAAACACCGAAGGAAGAAAAAGCAAAUCCAUGGCGAACUCCGCCGCGCUCUCGCCGCGGUCCAUCCUAGCACUCACCGGCCUUCUCCUCUGCCUCGCGCCACCGCACCCUUUUACGGCGCAGGGGCAGCAAGUCCCCAUCACCAACGCGCCUUUGAUGCCGUGGUUCGCCUUCAGCUGGCUGGGCUACAAGUCAUCGUUCCGGGCCGGCGACACCGCGGUGAUCAUGAUCAGGGCCCUGGACCUCUCGGACGCCGACCUGGUCCGGCGCACGGCGUCCUUCUCGGCCACGGUCAACAACAAGGCUGGGAACAGCACGUACAUCACCGACGUCGCCGCGCACCUCGAAGGGGACCCGGCCUCAUGGAACCUCACCUUCGUCCCCAUCCGGGCCGGGGACUUCGUCGUGAGCGUCGCCGAGGAGCGGCUCAGCAUCGGCGUCUCCACGCUCCAGUACUCCGUCGCGGCGGCCGGCGUGCACCCGUCGGCUUCCUUGGUCUCCUGGAUGUACUACAGCGGCUGCGUCGCUGGGUCCAAGGCGUUUCUGUCCGUGAUCCCCCGGGACGCCUUCGGCAACAACGUCACGCGGGGCACCGACAUGCCCGGCGCCGCCGGAGAGUACUUCAGGGUGGAAGGGUCUUAUGGGAAUGGGACGGCCGGGGAGUUUUUGGAUUUUCACUACAAUGGUUGGACGGAGGAUGGGUCACUUAGCCUUGAGUUCGUGCCGACUGUUGCUGGGGACUUCUUGGUGCGGGUUUAUGGGGGCGACAACAGGGCAUUGCGUGGUUCACCUUUGUUGCUGACAGUGAAGCCAGGUCCCCUUGACACAGCGAAAAGCACGUGCAGCUGGAAGCAUGGAACAAAUGUUCUUCAGAUAUUUUCUAAGCUGGAGAUUUUCAUAAACCAAAUGGAUUCGUAUGGAAAUCUUGUUCCGGAGAUCCAUCCAUUUGAUGCUGGAGUAGUUGAAAGAGCCUCAAAUCUGUCUGUCCCGGUAGUGGAUCUUCUAAUUGAAGUAGUCGCUGAGGGAGUUCAGUUGCUCUCUUUCAAACUUGUGGAGCCUGGAGAGUUUGUGCUCACAAUGUUUGAUGCUCGACUGAACCAAAGAAUCCCCAACAUGGUCUACAUAUAUGAUGUCUUUGUAGGGUAUUGCGAUGGAUCAAACAGCUUAGCUAAUGGGUCCGGUAUAGCGCAGUCUGUUGCUGGUUCAGUAUCAUCUUUCAUGGUUUACCUGGAGGAUCAGUAUCGCACCCCUUCCCCGGUCGAAACCGCAAUGCUGCAAGUGCAGAUUUUGAGUAAAAAUGGCAAAUCGGAUGUAAAUCCAAUUAUAUCAGCUCUGAGAGAACCAAACGAGACAGUAUCCAUGGAUGGAUCAAGUUCUUCAGAUCAAGGACCUGCUGACCAUCAGAAAAUCAUUGCUGGAAACACAACACUGAAAGCAAGUCAUUUUAAUGUUUCAUAUACUCCUGAAAUUGCCGGGGAGUACGAUAUCUGGGUGCUGUGUGGGAACAUAGUGCUGAACAACGGGAACCCCUAUGCCAUGACAGUUUCACCAGGUGCAGUUAACACAUCUUUAUCAGGUGCUCCAUUGUUUGAUCCCAUGGUCAAAAGAUUAGUCAGAAACGAAAUAACUGUUCGACUUCUUGACUCAUCCAUGAACCCAGUGGUGUCUCUAGAGCCGAAAUUGAGGCUUCAUCUAACAUCUGCAAAUAUAACAACAAUGAUGAACACGUCAAGCUUCAUUGCCGAGGAAUUCGUAAACAACAAAGAUGGAUCAUAUACUGCUCGUUAUGUGGCAAUAUAUCUUGGUUCAUAUGGCAUGUGUGUUCAAUUUGACAACGUGCAGCUAGCUCCUUGUCCAUUCGAGGUCCAUGUUCUUGCAGACGAAUACUUUUCUGAAGUUCAAAAUGAUAGCAUUUCAGUUUGGGAGGAUGAAUCUGUUUCCUUUGAUCUAUUAUCAAAUGACUACAUUGCAGGAGGACAAGUUCAAGUAGUUAAUUUAUCUUCACCACUCCAUGGAUCAGUCGUAGAUUACAACCAAAGCUAUCGGUACACACCUUUUAAAGGUUUUUUUGGGAAUGACUCAUUUUCCUACACAGUAUCUGACAAGCAUAGCAACGUUGUCAGUGGAGCGGUAUUCAUAUCUGUUCUCUGCAGACCACCUGAGUUCAUCUCUUUACCCAAACAAUUACAUGUUACUGAAGAUAUAAUUGGCCCAAAAUUUGGUGGAUUUUUGGGGAUUGAAAUAAUAUAUUCAGACACAACAGAAAACCUAUCAGUAACUGCGAGAGCACAGUCAGGCAAUGUUCUUCUUGCUCCCAUGCCAAUGAAACUUCAACAGACACCGGAUGAUGUACUUUCAGUCAGCCGGGGAGGUAGUUCUGGCAAAGAACUGAAACUACAAGGGAUGGUAGAAGCAAUAAAUGGCGCGCUAAAAUUUCUUAAGUAUCUUGGAAAUGAAGAUUUCUAUGGGAAUGAUGUUAUAAUGCUAUAUGCCAUGAACAGAAACGGUAUGAAACAUGCUGAGUUACCCAUCUUUGUUGAGCCAAUUAAUGAUCCUCCAGUUAUAUUAGCUCCAAAAUCAAUUUUCUUGGGUGGGAAAGAGUCAAGGGAAGGAUAUCAAAUCUUUGGCAAGCAGAGGGAUGCUUCUGCGUUUUCAAUUGUUGAACCAGAUCUUCGUCAUUACCCAGGAAAUAAGUCUCAUCUUCUGCUAGAACUGUCCUUGGAAGUCUUUGAGGGAACCCUGGUGAUGACAUUGCCGGCUGGUAUAGUUGCCACGGCAGAGCUGAUGACCGAUGGCAAUAACCAUUGGCAGUCGCUUCAGACCUAUGUAGCCAUUGCACAUCACUUUGUCCUAAGAGGAACUGGUAUCAGGUUCCGCGGGGAUGUCCUUGACUGCAACAAUGUAAUGCAGCGUCUGUUUUACCAGGGCCCAAGCCAUGAUACAAUGUUAUCCAUCACUGUAAACGACCUGGGAAACUAUGGAUGCUACCCAGAUUGUUCAGAGAUGAUAUCGAGGCCAUUGUCGACAGCGAAGACUGUUCGACUAGUCAAAACGAAAUCUAUGAACUCAAGAAGAUCAAUCUUGAUGGGAUCAGCAAUAGCAAUUGAGAUCCUGGCAAUGCUAUGCCUUGGCGGGGUUCUCCUGUAUUUCCUCCUGAAAUGCAUGAACGCCCUGAAAGGUAAGCAAAGAGAUCAGGUCGAAAAUGAAAUGCAUAAACCAGAGCAAACCCCGUUGCGUCAACAUAUGAGUGCACCGCCCUCAGAUGAUGCUGGAUAUUGCUCUGCACCUGCAGCUGUUCUAUCCUUCGGUGGAAACAGGCCGAGUUUUCGUCAGCGGUCAUCCAGGUCAUGCAAGCAGGAAAUGGAACUGCAACCUUUAUCUGGGAUCAGAAACGAUGGAAAUCAAAAUGCUCAGCCUGUAGUAGACAAGGACAAGUAGUACCCUAGCAUGGUCUGCAGAAUCCUAAAUUUUCUUCUGUAAAUUCCAAAAUAUAACAAGUCUACCUGAACCUUAUUUAAUCAAUCCUCAGUGCCCACCACAUAAACGGAAAGAUAUCUUUAGUUUGACAGAAGUUGCAUAUGAUGCAAACUCAUGGAACUGUCAAAGACCUGGAGAUAAAUGGAAUCAAUCAAAGACAAGGGCAGAUUUGGCAUAGAUGUUUCUAACCUGAAAGAUUUCUUUCAGGUCAAUAACCAACAAGAAAUGUUUCUA
Messenger RNA from Brachypodium distachyon (stiff brome), 3922 nucleotides. RefSeq names its product protein GAMETE EXPRESSED 2. The transcript is spliced from 15 exons. Bases 131 to 3649 code for a protein of 1172 amino acids. Gene Ontology annotation, molecular function: actin filament binding. Gene Ontology annotation, biological process: pollen sperm cell differentiation; actin cytoskeleton organization. The record is from RefSeq and is a predicted model, not a curated record. Lineage: Eukaryota; Viridiplantae; Streptophyta; Magnoliopsida; Poales; Poaceae.